UGAAGUGUGGAGUGCAGGUGUAACAAACAAAAAAAUCAACUUUUUAUAUAUUACGAUAAAGAGGAUAAAGACGUUAAGGAUCUAAGAUGAAAUCGUUUAUCGCUAUUUCCGUUUGUGCGCUGUUUGCCGUAGCAGCCUAUGCUGACGACAUGCCAAUGCCAAUGCCAACAAUGAUAGUUGGUGCCUCUUAUGGUGGCGGCUCAUCUAAAUCUGGAGGUUCAUCUUAUGGUGGUGGCUCAUCCUAUGGCGGUGGUUCAUCUAACAGUGUUUCUAUACCUGCACCUCCAUGCCCCAAGAACUACAUUAUUAGCUGUCAACCCAGUUUGGCUUCUGCACCUUGCUCACCACAAUCAUCCGGCGGUUAUGGUGGUUCAUCUGGCGGUUCGCAUCGUGGUUCGAGUGGCGGUUAUGGUGGUUCAUCUGGUGGCUCAUCUGGCGGUUAUGGUGGUUCAUCCGGUGGCUAUGUUGGUGCUCCACGUGGUGGUUAUGGUGGCUCAUCCGGUGGUGAAUCCGAAGAUUCUGCUGGUGGAAAAUCAGGUGGAUAUGGUGGUUCGUCUGGUGGCUCAUCCGGUGGUUCAUCUGGUGGUUCCUCCGGUGGUUAUGGCGGUGGUUCAGCUGGUGGCUACUCACAUAAUUAUCCAGUUUACGCUUUCCCUGUUCCACAAAUUCUUGGAUUACAAGGAUAUUAUGGUUACUAAUUACGCCACUGAAAAUGAAUAGGAUUUAGGCAAAAUUAUAAUAUAGAUUUGAUAUGAUAUAGAUUGAAUAUUAAUAUUAAU
Molecule: messenger RNA, 779 nt
Organism: Teleopsis dalmanni
Lineage: Eukaryota; Metazoa; Arthropoda; Insecta; Diptera; Diopsidae
Product: keratin, type I cytoskeletal 9-like
Exons: 1
Coding region: 87-698 (203 amino acids)
Source: RefSeq, a predicted model, not a curated record